AUGACAAGAGUUCAAAUUCCAGAUGCAGUUGCUGAUGUAAUAAUUGAGGAUGAUGACAAGACAGUCACAGAAUGCACUGAAAGUUUGGAAGGAGAAUCUACUCGAGAUAAAACAGAGUCCAAGUCAGAACAAGCCUCUGAAGACACAGCAAUAUCGACUGGUGAAGGAAAAUUGACCAAUCAGUUUAAUUUCAGUGAAAGAGCAUCCCAGACAUACAAUAAUCCUGUGAGGGAUACAGGCACAAUGACUGAGCCACCUCCAAAAGUGACAUUUUCAUCAAAUGCCAGCCAAUGGGAGAUAUUUGAUGCUUACAUAGAAGAUACAGAGAAACAGCUGGAGAAAAAAGAGAAAGAGAAGAAAGGUCAUGCUGGUAAAAAAGAAGAAGAACAUGUAAAGAAGAAGCUGACCAAUAUUGAAUCUCAAAGUGAUGACAUUUCAAUUAUUGUCACUGCUUCUAUGAUAAUGGAAAGAAUGGUGAAUCAAAACACCUAUGAUGACAUUGCACAAGAUUUCAAAUAUUGGGAAGAUAGAUCUGAUGAAUUCCGAGAUCAGGAAGGCACCUUACUACCCCUUUGGAAAUUUUCCUACGAUAAAGUAAAACGUUUGUCUGUUACAUCACUUUGUUGGAACCCAAAAUACAAGGAUUUAUUUGCAGUUUCCUUUGGAUCAUAUGAUUUUAUCAACCAAGGAACUGGAAUGAUUUUGCUUUACACAUUGAAGAAUCCAUCCUAUCCAAAAUAUCAUUUGCCUACAGACUGUGGUGUCAUGUGCCUGGACAUUCACCCGGUCCAUUGCUAUCUUAUUUGUGCAGGCUUCUAUGAUGGAAGUGUAGCUGUGUACAAUUUGUGCAACAUUAAAAAUCCCUUGAUACAAAGAUGUACUGCUAAAAACGGAAAACAUACUGACCCAGUCUGGGAGGUUCGUUGGCAGAAAGACAAUCUGGAAGGAAAUGCCAGUUUCUUUUCCAUAUCUUCAGAUGGUAGAAUUGUGGAGUGGGUUAUUGUCAAAAAUGAAUUCAUCUAUCAGGAUGUGAUAAAACUUGCCCUUCCUGAUGUCCAGACAGAAGGACCAGAUGGUACUAAGCUAUCAACUUAUGGAUGUGGCACUACAUUUGACUUUCAUCAGCAGAUUGACUAUUUGUACCUUGUGGGUACAGAAGAGGGUCAUGUUCAUGCCUGUUCAAAAGCCUAUUCAACAGAGGUUCUACACAGCCUCACUGCACACAACAUGGCAAUUUACAAGAUUGCUUGGAACAAGUUCCAUCCUAAGAUAUUUAUUACAUGCAGUGCUGAUUGGACAGUGAAGAUUUGGGAACAUGGAUCAAAGACAAAGGAUUCCUUGUUCACUUUUGAUUUAAACAGUUCUGUUGGAGACGUAGCUUGGUCUCCUUAUUCUUCUACGGUGUUUGCUGCAGUCACAGAUGAUGGCAGAGUUUUUGUCUAUGAUCUGAGUAUUAAUAAAUAUGAUCCACUGUGUAACCAAAUUGUUGUCCAAAAGAAGAAAACCAAACUGACCCACAUUGACUUCAAUGCCCAUGAUCCAAUCAUCAUUGUUGGAGAUGACAGAGGAGAUGUUACCUGCUUGAAGUUAUCACCCAAUUUAAGAAAACAACCAAAGGAAAAGAAAGGCCGACCAGUUUUGGAUAAACAAGCACGAGAACAACAAGAAAUUGCCAAACUGGAGAAAGUUCUUAGUACCGUUCGAGAACCUGCAUAA
This is a messenger RNA of Acanthosepion pharaonis, 1716 nucleotides long. Lineage: Eukaryota; Metazoa; Mollusca; Cephalopoda; Sepiida; Sepiidae. The record is from the annotation of a GenBank genome assembly.